AGUUCCAUUAACGGUCAUGUUCCGUCCAGCUGUUGAUCAAGCCAUUGGUCAUGCUCCCUAGUGAUAUCAUCUCAGCCGUAGAUCAAUACGCAUCAUCCAUUGCAAGAUGCAUGAAGACCAAGAAUUUAAAACUAGGCAUGGCCAUGCACUCACACCUUAUCAAAACAGCGCUCUCCUUCAACCCCUUCCUAACCAACGGGCUCAUAGACAUGUACUCCAAAUGCAACUCCACAGAAAGUGCCCAAAAGACCUUUGAUGACCUUCCCAUUAAAACCGCUCCUUCUUGGAACAUUAUGAUCUCUAUGUACUCUGGAACAGGCAUAUUCAGUAAAGCUCAUAAACUGUUUGAAGAAAUGCCGAAACCAAACCUCGUUAGCUAUAACUCAUUGAUUUCUGGUUUUACCCAUCAUGGGUUUCAUAAAGAAUCUAUUAGUUUCUUUCUACAAAUGCAAAAAGAGUGCGAGUGUCUAAUCAUGGAUGAAUUCACGCUAGUCAGUAUAGUGGGUGCUUGUGCUCGUUUGGGUGCUUUAGCAGUGUUGGGUCAAGUUCAUGGGGCGGCAAUUAUUAUGGGCUUGGAGUUUAAUAUGAUUAUUCAUAAUGCCUUGGUUGAUGCUUAUGGAAAAUGUGGUGAACCCGAUACCUCAUAUUCUAUUUUUAGUCGAAUGCCGGUGAGGGAUGUUGUGUCGUGGACUUCAAUGGUUGUUGCUUUUGCUCAGGCAUCUAGACUUGAUGAUGCUUGUCGGUUAUUUAAUGAAAUGCCCGUUAAGAACACGGUCUCUUGGACUGCUUUGGUCGCAGGCUUUACACAAAAUGGGCAUGGGACUGAAGCAUUGGUUCUCUUUCAGCAAAUGCUGGAAGAAGGUGUCUGGCCUGCCGCUCAUACUUUUGUUAGUGUUUUAAGUGCUUGUGCGGAUUUAGCACUUGUUCAAAGAGGUAAACAGAUUCAUGGGCUCAUCAUUCGAAGGAGUACUAGUAGCAACUUGUUUAAUGUGUUCAUGUUUAAUGCUUUAAUUGACAUGUAUUGCAAGUGUGGAGACAUGAAAUCUGCUAAAACAUUGUUUGAUUUGAUGCCUGAAAAGGACAUCGUCUCUUGGAACUCAUUAAUAACUGGAUUUGCUCAGAAUGGACUUGGGGAGAAGUCACUUGUUCUAUUUCAGAGAAUGAUGGAAGCAAAGAUAAAACCAAAUCCUGUCACAUUUUUGGGGGUGCUAUCUGCCUGCAGCCACACUGGUCUACUAUCUGAAGCAAUCCAAAUUCUUGACUCGAUGCAGAAGGAUUAUGAUGUAAAUCCAAGACCCAAUCACUAUGCAAUAUUGAUUGAUUUGCUUGGGAGGAACAACAGACUUGAUGUAGCAGUGGAGUUAAUUAAGAAAGCUCCUAAUAAUGGUUCAGAUCAUGUGGGGAUGUGGGGUGCACUACUGGGUUCUUGUCGAGUCCAUGGGAAUUUGGAUCUUGCUAGAAGAGCUGCAGAAGCUCUGUUUGAGUUGGAACCCAACAAUGCUGCAAGAUUUGUUAUGCUAUCAAACAUUUAUGCUGCAGCUGGUAGAUGGGGUGAUGCCGAUAGAGUGAGAAGGCUCAUGGACGAGAGAGGUUUGAGGAAUGAAGCAGCUUAUAGUUGGAUUGAGGUGAGGAAUGUGAGACAUGAGUUUGUAGCUAAAGAUAGGGUCCAUUGUCAGAUAUGGGAGAUAUAUCAAGUAGUUGGAAAGCUGGUAAAUAAUAUGAUGGAUGCUGGAUAUCAACCUUAUAUCAACAGCCCUUUUCUUUUAAAUGAGGAUGAUGGCGUUUCUUGAUCUUCUUAACUAGAUGAGAACUUACAAACACAUGGAUAAAUGCCUGCUCGGAAAGAUUAAGAAUGCCAGGGACUACUAGAAAAUUGAACGCUAUUGGUUUCUCGAACCAACUCCAGUGGAUGAUAGCAUCGUGAUGGAGAAAGAAUUGGCAGCAUCUCCGAUGGCGGCAAGUGCAAGGGUGAACAACUCUGCAUCUUCUUCUUCAAGAGGAUGGAGAAAAAAUUGGCAGCAUCUCCAAUGGCAAGUGCAAGGCAGAACAACUCCGCAUCAUUGAAGGAGAGGCAUCAUUGAAAUGGAGUAAGACUUGUAUCUUCAUGGAGCCUAUUAAAUUUCAUACUACAUUUUCAAGAUAUUGAAGGAGAGACAACCUAAAAUGUAGAUUUCGAAGAAUGCAGUAGUUUUAAUGAGCAACAUGAUUAAUCACAUGAUGGAGAGAAUAUUAAGUGCUGCGUUGGAGAUGAUAAGCUAACAAAUAAUUUUUUGAAGUCAACGUUAGACUUGCCCUCCAAUCCCAAAAAUUUAUAUAGCAGGUGCCAUGACAUCGAAUUUGCGUUGGAGGCUAAUGAUGCGCUGUAUAAAUUUUUGGGAUUGGAGGGCAAGUCUAACGUUGACUUCAAAAAAUUAUUUGUUAGCUUAUCAUCUCCAACGUAGCACUUAAUAUUCUCUCCAUCAUGUGAUUAAUCAUGUUGCUCAUUAAAACUACUGCAUUCUUCGAAAUCUACAUUUUAGGUUUUCUCUCCUUCAAUAUCUUGAAAAUGUAAGUAUGGAAUUUAAUAGGCUCUAUGAAGAUACGAGUCUUCCUCCACUUCAAUGAUGCCAUGAUGCGGAGUUGUUCUGCCUUACACUUGCCAUUGGAGAUAGGAACAUAGGCAGUAUCAAAGGCUAAUGAUGCGUUGCAUAAAUUUUUUUGGGAUUGGAGGGCAAGUCUAAUGUUGACUUCAAAAAAUUAUUUGUUAGCUUAUCAGAUCAACGUUAGACUCUUUGAGUCUUGCAAACCGAUUUGUAUUUCUCUUUCGCGCCCUAUAAAAAUAUGUCCAUCCAAUGUAUA
Corylus avellana is the source of this 2838-nucleotide messenger RNA. Its product is annotated as pentatricopeptide repeat-containing protein At2g21090. Lineage: Eukaryota; Viridiplantae; Streptophyta; Magnoliopsida; Fagales; Betulaceae. Gene Ontology annotation, biological process: RNA modification. Gene Ontology annotation, molecular function: RNA binding; protein binding. The record is from RefSeq and is a predicted model, not a curated record.